This is a messenger RNA of Juglans microcarpa x Juglans regia, 2436 nucleotides long. RefSeq names its product pentatricopeptide repeat-containing protein At2g30100, chloroplastic-like. Bases 476 to 1999 code for a protein of 507 amino acids. NCBI's taxonomy places the organism in Eukaryota, Viridiplantae, Streptophyta, Magnoliopsida, Fagales, Juglandaceae. The record is from RefSeq and is a predicted model, not a curated record. Gene Ontology annotation, molecular function: protein binding. The transcript is spliced from 2 exons.
UGACAUACUAAUUACUCUGGACUCUGGAGUCUCUGUGAACAGUGUGAAGUCCCCUUGCGAACACGUUUCCUCUCGAAGUUCUCACACGGACGGCUUUUGUCUUGCAGCGGUGGCAAUCGACAGCCAUGGCUGACAAGCUCCACUCAUGAGCCAUACAACCAUUGGGUAGUCCCGAUCACCUUCAAUCUUGUUCUGUUUCCCAAUCCCUUCCGAUUUUGCUCUACUUUACUCGUCCUGUUUUCUGUUUCUUCAUCUGUCCUCCACCACUGGGCCCUUUCUUCGAGUUAUUUUUCUGUGUCGAGCGGAGACCUAACUGCUCUGUUUUGCUGCAGAGAAAAUAGCUAAAAACACAACGUUUUGACUUCGAUUGAUCUGAGCUUUACCAUUUUGAUUUUCACUCUUUUCCUUCGAAACGUUGGCGGCAACCAAACACGGCGUAACUACUUUGAUUCUCUCGAAAUUUGAGCGAAAAGAAAUGGCCUCUGCGUUCACUUUCGCUCCGUCGACCGAACCCAAUUUUUCAUUUUGUUCGUCAUUUUCGCUUCGGCGCUGCCGGCUCUUCGUUCCUCGGGUUUGUCGGAGUUCAAGAAUUUCCACUAGAAUCGGCAAUUACCACCGAAACCCUAGCUUCGUGGUCGCGAAACCGAGCGGAAUCCGAAAACUCGGGUCGUUCAGGUCAGUUGAGCUGGACCGGUUCAUGACUAGCGACGACGAGGACGAAAUGGGAGAAGGGUUUUUCGAGGCAAUUGAGGAGCUGGAAAGGAUGGCGAGGGAGCCGUCAGAUGUGCUGGAGGAGAUGAACGAGCGGCUCUCGGCGAGGGAGUUACAGCUGGUGCUGGUGUACUUCUCGCAGGAGGGGAGGGACUCGUGGUGCGCGCUCGAGGUGUUUGAGUGGCUGAAGAAGGAGAAUAGGGUGGACAAGGAGACCAUGGAACUCAUGGUUGGCUUAAUGUGCGGUUGGGUGAAGAAGUUGAUCGAGGAGGAACAUGAUGUUGGGGACGUGGUGGAUUUGCUCGUGGACAUGGACUGUGUUGGGUUGAAGCCCGAGUUUAGCAUGGUGGAGAAGGUGAUAUCUUUGUAUUGGGAGAUGGGUGAGAAGGAGAGGGAGAAGGUGGUUUUGUUUGUGAAGGAGGUGUUGAGGCGUGGGAUUGGUCGUGCUGCGGAGGAGGAUGGUGGGGAGGGGCAUAAAGGAGGCCCAACUGGGUACCUUGCUUGGAAGAUGAUGGUUGAGGGUAACUAUAGGGAUGCAGUCAAGUUGGUUAUUCAUAUUAGAGAAUCUGGGUUGAAGCCAGAGGUCUACAGCUACCUCAUUGCAAUGACAGCUGUGGUUAAAGAGCUGAAUGAACUUGGGAAAGCUUUACGUAGGUUGAAAGGUUUUGCUAGGGAUGGGUUGAUCGCAGAGCUUGAUGUAGAAAAUGUUGGGCUUGUUGAAAAGUAUAAGUCUGAUCUUUUAGCUGAUGGAGUACAACUGUCUAGUUGGGUGAUUGAAGAGGCAAGCUCUUCACUUUCUGGGGCGGUACAUGAGAGGCUCCUUGCUAUGUAUAUUUGUGCUGGUCGGGGACUGGAGGCCGAAAGGCAGUUGUGGCAAAUGAAGCUUGUGGGUAAAGAGGCUGACGGAGACCUUUAUGAUAUUGUUCUAGCCAUCUGUGCUUCCAAGAAGGAGGCCAAUGCUAUUUCACGGUUGCUUACUAGAAUUGAGGUUAAAAGUUCUUUGCGCAAGAAGAAAAGCCUAUCAUGGUUAUUGAGAGGUUACAUUAAAGGAGGGCAUUUCAAUGAUGCUGCAGAAACACUGAUGAAAAUGCUUGAUCUGGGCUUUCAUCCAGAGUAUUUGGACAGGGCAGCUGUACUGCAGGGAGUAAGAAAAGGAAUCCACCGUUCUGGAAAUGUAGACACUUACCUCAAGCUUUGCAAGCGCCUCUCUGAUGCAAGUUUGAUCGGACCUUCUAUUGUUUAUCUGUAUAUGAAGAAACACAGGCUCUGGGUCAUGAAAAUGCUUUGAAAACUUCUAUUCAAACAAGUGAGAUUCGUUAAUGCCGAUCUGUUCCAAAAUAUAGUUUUCUAGUCUAGAUUUUUAUAGCACAAGCACUUCUCGCUGGGAUUUUACAUGUUAAUACAAGCACCAAUUUCUAGGUGCUUUUCACAUGUUGAUUUUGUAUAGUUUGGAUUGCUUUGAGCUGCACAAAAGUGUUGGAAGGGCCGGUUGAUGGAGGCUAUUAGGAAUAAAGUUGUCUUGUUCUUGGGAACAAAUACUGGAUAGGUGGUGGCUCUUGUAAGCAUAAUGAUAGAGUUUUAGCACAAUGUAAUUAAAUAGAGUUCAAUUAAAACUACAGCAUUACAAUAACAUUGUGUAAAUUUUGGACAUCUUUCAUGUAUUUAUCUGCACUGUAGAGCUGUACACAGUAAAGGAGGAAGCUGUUGUAAGCCGUUAUUAUUGUA